Messenger RNA from Phodopus roborovskii (desert hamster), 1456 nucleotides. It is a transcript of the gene Hoxc9, whose product is annotated as homeobox C9. Gene Ontology annotation, cellular component: nucleus. Bases 382 to 1164 code for a protein of 260 amino acids. NCBI's taxonomy places the organism in Eukaryota, Metazoa, Chordata, Mammalia, Rodentia, Cricetidae. The transcript is spliced from 2 exons. Gene Ontology annotation, biological process: anterior/posterior pattern specification; embryonic skeletal system morphogenesis; DNA-templated transcription. The record is from RefSeq and is a predicted model, not a curated record. Gene Ontology annotation, molecular function: RNA polymerase II cis-regulatory region sequence-specific DNA binding; DNA-binding transcription factor activity, RNA polymerase II-specific.
AAAUCCUUAUGGUAGGGGGAGCCAUCUGCUUUUGGCUGCACAUGGUCAAGGGAGGGGGGUUCCUGAUGAGAUAUGAGUCAUCCGGAGUGGGGUGUCCGGCGCCUUGGGUCCAGAGUUGCAGAUCGUCAGGAAAACGCAGGUCGCGGGGAUCAGCAGAGAGAAGGGGGUGGUAAAGGGGGGAAAAAGCAAGGGGAAAAAAAGCCCCUGCGCAUUGAUCCGCGCCGUAUUUUUGGGUAAAUACGAUCACGUGGGGGCUGGGGAACCAAUGAGCUGCCGGGAAAAGGCUGGAAAAAUAAUUACCUGCCUUGAUUGUUCUGUGAGCAGAUAAAAAGUACAUAUACAGUUCAUACAAUAAUCUUAUGUAUGUAAAACCCUGUUACGAUGUCGGCGACGGGGCCCAUCAGUAACUAUUACGUGGACUCGCUCAUCUCUCACGACAAUGAAGACCUCCUAGCGUCCAGGUUUCCGGCCACCGGGGCUCACCCUGCCGCCGCCAGACCCAGCGGCUUGGUGCCGGACUGUAGCGAUUUUCCGUCCUGUAGCUUCGCGCCCAAGCCGGCCGUGUUCAGCACGUCGUGGGCGCCCGUGCCCUCGCAGUCGUCCGUGGUCUAUCACCCGUACGGCCCCCAGCCCCACCUCGGCGCCGACACGCGCUACAUGCGGACUUGGCUCGAGCCGCUGUCCGGCGCCGUCUCCUUCCCCAGCUUCCCGGCCGGGGGCCGUCACUAUGCCCUCAAGCCCGACGCCUACCCCGGGCGCCGCACGGACUGCGGCCCAGGCGACGGCCGCAGCUACCCGGACUACAUGUACGGCUCGCCCGGGGAGCUGCGCGACCGCGCCCCGCAGACGCUGCCCUCGCCCGAGGCGGACGCGCUGGCCGGCAGCAAGCACAAAGAGGAGAAGGCCGACCUGGACCCUAGCAACCCCGUGGCCAACUGGAUCCACGCCCGUUCCACAAGGAAGAAGCGCUGCCCCUACACCAAGUACCAGACGCUGGAACUGGAGAAGGAGUUUCUCUUCAAUAUGUAUUUAACCAGGGACCGACGAUACGAGGUGGCCCGUGUUCUCAAUCUCACUGAGCGGCAGGUCAAAAUCUGGUUUCAGAAUCGGAGGAUGAAGAUGAAAAAGAUGAAUAAAGAGAAAACCGACAAGGAGCAAUCCUAAGCUCUGCCCCAGCCUGCUGCCUCGGCACAGCCAAGGAAACACAAAAACCCCACAAAAAUGCCCCAUCCCAGGCGGGAGAAAGCACGAAAAGAAAAGGGAAGAGCAAGAUAGAGAAAAGUCCAUCGUCUUAAAAAGAAAAACAGGAAGGGAAAAUCAAACUCUUGCGAUGUGGGAGGGUUAAGUGUUGAGAAAUUGGUGUUUAGAGUUAGUUCUAUCCAGCAAGGAGGAGGCAGGAGAAACCGCGUUCUCUUCCCCCCAGCGCAACUGAAAUAAAUGACACACACAAAUGUGA